Messenger RNA from Penicillium concentricum, 834 nucleotides. Its product is annotated as BZIP transcription factor. The coding region runs from base 1 to 834 and encodes 277 amino acids. Gene Ontology annotation, cellular component: RNA polymerase II transcription regulator complex. The transcript has 4 exons. The record is from RefSeq and is a predicted model, not a curated record. Gene Ontology annotation, molecular function: transcription cis-regulatory region binding; DNA-binding transcription activator activity, RNA polymerase II-specific. Lineage: Eukaryota; Fungi; Ascomycota; Eurotiomycetes; Eurotiales; Aspergillaceae.
AUGCAGCCUGCACUGGCGCCAGCGCCGCAUCCAAGCAUGCAGACUUCUGCUCAGGACCAUGCGGAUCAGGUACUUCAUGACCAGCUUUUAGCUGCUCAGCACCACCUGGGUGGUCGCCCACAGGGUGCUCCAGGCCAGCAACAGCACUUGCAGCCUAACAAUGCUAGCCCCCGUGACCAGGCGAACAUUGACCCUGCUAUCUCUGGCGCCAUGCUCGGCGCUCCCCAAACCCCUACCCAACCCCAGGGCUCUCCACCAUCUGACGGCGGCUCCAAGAGCUAUGGCAAGCGUGAGCUGUCCACUUCCAAGCGCGCUGCCCAGAACCGUGCUGCCCAGCGCGCAUUCCGCCAGCGCAAGGAAACCUACAUCCGCAAGCUGGAGGAAGAAGUUAAGAACAUUGACCCCCUUAAGGAACAGGUCAAGUCCCUGGUGGGCGAGAACUACCAGCUACGCGAGUACAUUAUCAACUUGCAAUCGCGUCUUCUCGAAGCCCAGGGUGAAGUCCCCGACCUGCCGGCCAACAUCGAUUUGAGCCAGCCCCGCACCACUGAGAUGGCGCUUGCCUCUGCCGGAGUUCAGAACUCCAGCCCAUCGGGCUCCGUGCCCACCCCCGGUCCCCAGGGCCAGCACGCCAGUUCUGUCUCUGAUGACAUGAACUCUCUGAACCGCAUCGCUGCCGCCACACUCGGCAUGCGUAAGCACCCUGACGACACGAGCUUCUUGAACAACAACAGUUUCCAGCAGAAUAAGCGGGUGCGCACAGAUGAUAACCAGGAUGGAAAUGACGGUGUGAACAAGCAGGAGGUUACCCACGGUCUUCCUAUGGUCAACUAA